UUAUAAACAAAUUAAUCUCAUAUUCUAUCGUGUUCUAAAUUUUAGAUUUCAUAUUGAUCUCUUAGCUGUAACCGUACGAAUUUUGUAAUGCAAGUCAAACACUUCUCCCAUCUUUUUUGUUGUUUUUUUUUUUUUUUUUUUAAUUAUGAUUUUUCACUAGAAAAUACACACUUGAUAUUGAAUUGUAAAGUUUUUUUUUUAAAAAAAAAAAAAAAACCAAAGAAAAUUUCCUAUGGUCUCUGUCCAGUCUGUGCGUAAGCUGUCUCCCUUCCACAGCUCUCUCUGACUCCUCCAUUAAUGCCAAACAAAGAAUUCAUCUUUCCCUCAUUAUUUGAACCCCGCGAAAAAAGAAAGCAAAAAAAUGGCCAACAAAGUGAAAAAGCUUCCUAAUUUUCUCAAUAAAUCCCCAUGGCUAUGGCGUUCCUGCUCCCAAUCCAGAACCCUCUCUUUUCGCACCUCUAACGACAUCUUCAGAACCAUCAACUCAGCCUACGAAGAAGAAGAAGAAAACCCAGCAGCCGACAUGUCGGAUGAUGAUGACCAAAUUGAGGCCUUAGUGAGAGGGCUAAGGUUAAGGCAGGGGAAGCGGCUGUUUUUGGAGCUGGAAGAGACUAAUUCCAUAAUGGCGGCGGCGGCGGCCGUGGCUGUGGGCGGAAACAACCAGGUUCCAUUCAAGGAGAGCGUCGCAAUGGCAAUGGAUUCAAAGGAGCCAUAUUUGGACUUCAAGAAGUCGAUGGAGGUGAUGGUGGAAGCUCAUGGAUUGAAGGAUUGGAAAGGCAUGGAAAUGCUUUUGAGUUGGUAUUUGAAGGCUAAUGGAAAGCCUAAUCACGACCUCAUUAUUGGAGCCUUUGUGGAUUUAUUGGUUGAUCUUGCUUUUGCUUCCUCCUCCUCCUCUUCCUCCUCCUCCUCCUCUCUUCUAUACUCUUCUUCUUCGUGUUCUUCGUGUUCUUCCUCAACUCAUGUUACUAUUCCUUGUCUAUCUUCUUUGUUCCAAGAGGAGGAAGAAGAUUUUUAAUUAAUCAACUACGAUAAUAUCCUUUCCGAUA
This is a messenger RNA of Cucurbita maxima (winter squash), 1046 nucleotides long. Its product is annotated as transcription repressor OFP13-like. The transcript has a single exon. The coding region runs from base 362 to 1015 and encodes 217 amino acids. The record is from RefSeq and is a predicted model, not a curated record. Gene Ontology annotation, biological process: negative regulation of DNA-templated transcription. Lineage: Eukaryota; Viridiplantae; Streptophyta; Magnoliopsida; Cucurbitales; Cucurbitaceae.